Molecule: messenger RNA, 3199 nt
Organism: Salvelinus namaycush (lake trout)
Lineage: Eukaryota; Metazoa; Chordata; Actinopteri; Salmoniformes; Salmonidae
Gene: ttll7
Product: tubulin tyrosine ligase-like family, member 7
Exons: 20
Coding region: 521-3199 (892 amino acids)
Biological process (GO): protein polyglutamylation; microtubule cytoskeleton organization
Cellular component (GO): cilium
Molecular function (GO): tubulin-glutamic acid ligase activity; tubulin binding
Source: RefSeq, a predicted model, not a curated record
AGGACAAAAUAUUGACAUAAUUAUGUGUAUUUAUAGCUACAUGAAAUAUUAGGAUUUCCUAUUACCUAUAAAUAUUGAAAGUUAGCAUCUACCCCAACAUCAUAGAACCACGCGAGACUGCAUAGGUUACUGGUUUCAUCAUCACCAUUUGUUUCGGCUGAUCCAAGCACUAACGUUAGCAACAACUGCCUGGAUAAAAUAAGGCACUAGACACCCGACACAUCCAUCACUUUCUCUGCGGGCUCUAAACGCACUGUGGCUGUGCUGAAUUCUAAGGAGGAGUCCCACUCCCCGGUCCCCCCCUCCACCCCUCUGCUGUCCCCUCUUCACUACCUUCAUGACCAGACUGAGGGAAGAGGAGAGGCUGGUGCUCAGAUGAUCUCGCUCUGGGCUGCCGUAACCAAAUUUGUCCAGACAGGGAAGACAUAAGUAGUGUCUCUGGAGGGCCCUGCCCGGUGUCCCCUCGGCCGCUAGCCUGGCAGAGUGCUCUGUUCUCCCCUUUGAUCCCCCGGCCCAUGAGAUGCCCUCUCCCCCUGACGAUGGAGAGGAUCAAGGACCGUCCCUCAUGAACGGGCCAUCUGCGGGCUCCCACCAGAUCAGUGGGAGAAGGAAGGUCCGCACCAAGAAGAAGGGGACCAUUACGGCCAACGUGGCUGGCACCAAAUAUGAAAUCGUUCGGAUAGCGAUCAAUGAAAUGGCCUUCCUGAAAACCCGAGAUGAGGACGAGACAGCCAACCUCAUCUGGAGCGACUCGGCUGUGCAGCACGAGAAAAUCGCUGAUCUCAGGAACUACCAGAGAAUUAACCAUUUCCCUGGGAUGGGGGAGAUUUGCCGGAAAGACUGUUUGGCAAGGAAUAUGUCCAAAAUGAUCAAGAGCCAGCCUCAGGAGUACGGUUUUAUUCCCAAAACGUGGAUCUUCCCCGCCGAGUACACCCAGUUUCAGAACUACGUGAAGGAGCUGCGGCGGAAACGCAAGCAGAAGACGUUUAUCGUCAAGCCUGCCAACGGAGCCAUGGGUCACGGGAUCUCCUUGAUACGAAACUGUGAGAAGCUACCGGCUCAAGCUCAAGACCACUUCAUAGUGCAGGAGUACCUAGACAAACCGUUCUUAAUGGAGGGCUACAAGUUUGACCUCAGGAUCUACAUCCUUGUAACGUCCUGUGACCCUCUACGCAUCUUCCUCUACAAUGACGGCCUCGUCAGGAUGGGCACAGAGAAAUACCACACGCCCAACGAGGCCAACCUGAGCCAGCUGUACAUGCAUCUAACAAACUACUCCGUCAACAAACACAACGAGAACUUCGAGAGGGACGAGACGGCAGACAAAGGCAGCAAGAGGUCCAUUGGUUGGUUCACUGAGUUCCUGCACAUGAACGAUUACGACGUGGCCAAGUUCUGGGGCGAUGUUUCCGAGCUGGUGGUGAAGACUCUGAUAGUGGCUGAGCCCCACGUCCUCCAUGCCUACCGCAUGUGUCGCCCCGGACAGCCACCAGGGAGCGACAGUGUCUGCUUUGAGGUGCUGGGCUUUGACAUCAUCCUGGACCGCAAGCUCAAACCCUGGCUUCUGGAGAUCAAUCGAGCGCCGAGCUUCGGGACCGAUCAGAAGAUUGAUCACGACGUGAAGAAAGGGGUCUUGCUCAACGCACUGAAACUUCUCAACACCAGAGCGAGCGACAAGAAGCGUAACCUGGCCCAGCAGAAGGCGGAGGCCCAGAGACGGCUCUACGGCCAGGGCUCCAUGAAGAAGCUCUCGGCCGCCUCCUCCGAGGCAGAAAAACAGCGCCACACGCUGGAGCGGAGGAAAGAAGAACUGAAAGAGCAAUUGACUCAGGUCCGCAAGCAGAUCUCCCGGGAGGAACAUGAAAAGAGACAUCUGGGGAACUACAGACGUAUUUACCCCCCAGAUGACAAGCUUCUCCUGGAGAAGUAUGAAAGCCUCCUCUCAGCUGCCUUUCAGACCUUCCUCGCCGGCCGUGCGGCCUCACUUCAAAAGGAAAUGAAUAAUCCUCUGAAACGAAUGAAGGAGGAGGACAUCUUGGACCUACUGGAGCAGUGUGAGCUGGACGACGAGAAGCUCCUGGGGAAAUCGUCACGGCAGAGAGGACCCAAGCCCCUGUCCUCCAUGCCUGAGAGCGCCCAGACGCCGUGCGGCAGGAGACAAAGGGAGUAUGGAGGCGACGGAGGAGACGCCAGCGGCAGCAGCGUCAACAACAGCAGCUCCGAGGAGGGCCCUGAAGAGGAGGAUGACAGGGAGGAUGAGAGGGAAGGAGGGAAGACAAGGGAGAAAAAGAGUGUCUCUUACGACCUGGGAGAGAACAAGUAUAAGUCGUCGCCGGAGCGCUCAGGACGGGUUCACUGGAAACCUCUGAUGAAGCCGGUCAAGGCCGGCCUCUCUGCCUCCUCCUCUCCGACCCUCUCUGGGCCAAUCAGACGCUCCAUCUCCUGCCCGCGUUCUAUAUCCUCCCUGGCCGCCCAGUCACCCACCAAUGAGACGCGAGCCUCGCUGGCCAGGCCCUCCGUUUCUGCGGCGACGGCCCUCGUUAGGCCAAGCUCCGCUUCUCUGCGCUCUCAUUCGCUCAGCCGCAGCGGCUCCACCCACAGGGUGCCGCACAGCAGUAGUCUAGGUACCAUCCACGCUAACAUGGGUGAUCCCGUGCUGAUCCUGAGGAGUAAAGACCAGGAGACAGAGCUGACAAGACAGAGCCUGGCCGCUCUCAGCGCCAUGAGGAUCCGCUUCCCGGGGAAGACUGAGGAGGAGGCCGAGGCUGUUCUGGAUGAGAUACUAGACAACUGGAAGUACCACAAACCCAAAGUGGCCUCUUACUGGCUGGUGAAGUUGGAUUCCACCAAACAAAGGAAGGUUCUGGACAUCGUCCGUACCAACGUACGCUCGGUGCUGCAGCGGCUUUGGAGGGAGCCGGACGUGGACAGUUUACAUUUGUAUCGCCUUUUCAACCGCGUCUUUAACCGACUGCUCUGGAGCCACGGACAGGGCCUGUGGAACUUGUUCUCCAACACUGGCUCGUCGUGGGAGACCAUCUUCAGUAAGAGCAGCGAGGUGGUGUCGCAGCAGGAGCUCCAGUGCUGCCAGAGGCUGGUGCAGCUGUGCAGAGACUGCCUCCUCGUUGUCUACAAAUUUGUCUCCGAGUCCCGGGGCUCGCUCACCGGCCUCAGCCCCGAAUGGGACGACACUAGGUGA